Molecule: messenger RNA, 1132 nt
Organism: Ochlerotatus camptorhynchus
Lineage: Eukaryota; Metazoa; Arthropoda; Insecta; Diptera; Culicidae
Gene: veli
Product: L27 and PDZ_signaling domain-containing protein veli
Exons: 3
Coding region: 231-824 (197 amino acids)
Biological process (GO): maintenance of epithelial cell apical/basal polarity; protein localization to basolateral plasma membrane; neurotransmitter secretion
Cellular component (GO): basolateral plasma membrane; synapse; cell-cell junction
Molecular function (GO): protein binding
Source: RefSeq, a predicted model, not a curated record
AAAUAACAUUACCUAUUUUUAUUUACAAAAAUACUAAUUUUUACCAUUUUUGGACGAAAAACGGUCCUCGAAGGUGGUGCGAGUAGCUGUCACACGAUUCCAAAUUAUUUUUGAUUUAAUUGUGAGUGGAUGACGAAACAGCAAGACGCGAGGAAGUGAACUAUAAUCUUUAGUAAGGAAAAUCGAUUGCAUCGUCGCCAACAGUUUGAUUUUUACUUCUAGCCAAGAAAAUGGCCAACGUUUGCGAACCAUUAACCCUAGCCAAAGAUGUGAAACGUUCAAUAGAGCUUCUGGAAAAGCUGCAGAUGAGUGGAGAGGUACCAGCAACUAAGCUGGCUGCCUUGCAGAAGGUUCUCCAGAGUGAUUUUUUGAACGCUGUGCGUGAGGUGUACGAGCACGUCUAUGAAACUGUGGACAUCCAGGGCUCUCUGGACGUGCGGGCUUCUGCAACAGCUAAAGCAACUAUUGCAGCCUUCGCAGCUAGCGAGGGACAUGCCCAUCCGCGGGUUGUUGAGUUACCAAAGACAGAUGAAGGUCUCGGUUUCAACGUUAUGGGUGGAAAGGAACAAAAUUCACCCAUCUACAUUUCUCGCAUAAUCCCCGGGGGUGUUGCAGAUCGCCACGGUGGACUAAAGCGAGGCGAUCAACUGCUUUCUGUGAAUGGUGUAUCGGUUGAAGGCGAGAAUCAUGAAAAGGCUGUAGAACUGCUUAAGCAAGCCGUUGGAUCCGUAAAAUUAGUCGUCCGAUACACUCCGAAGGUUCUGGAGGAAAUGGAGCUACGCUUCGAUAAGCAAAGAGCUGCCAGAAGGCGUCAGCAGUACUAAACCAGCAUGCAUAUAUUGCCAUAUAUAAUUACUCGGAUGAGAGAAUGGUCUACCAGAACUAAGUUAAUGUUAAAGAUAUACGACCUAGUUCUGACGUGGGAUUUCUCUUAUUUUCAUCAACAUAAUUAUCAUUUUAUGUUCUGAUUACGCCAGAUUUAGUUAAUAUUUCAGUUUUGUGUCGUUCCCGUGUUUACGUUUCAAGCAUACCAAUGUUCUAGAUAAUAUUUACAUUUUAUGUUAAUUCAGCCGUAUUUACUGUCCAACAUUUGUCGAAUAAAUGUAUAUGUCGCGUUAAUGGGUAGCACUUA